CACCCUUUCCCCUGAUUCCCCUGAAGAAUAAGAUAACACUGUAAUCUCAUGGUUUCCAAUUCUAGUCAUAUUGUCACAGAUCUCUUUCCAGUAAUCAGAGUCUAUAAAGAUGGCAAAGUAGAGAGACUUUUUGGCUCACAAUAUGUUCCACCAUCACCAGAAGAUCCCAUCACAGGUGUUUCCUCCAAAGACAUCACAAUCUCACCAGAAGUCUCAGCUAGGCUAUACCUCCCAAAGAUCACUGAUCCCAACCAAAGGCUCCCAAUUUUAGUGUACAUCCAUGGCGGAGGCUUUUGCAUUGAAUCGGCCUUCUCCUUUGACCAUCAACGUCAUAUAAACCUCCUAGUCUCCCAAGCCAAAGUAGUAGCUGUUUCAGUCGAAUAUAGACUUGCCCCAGAACACCCUUUGCCUGCAGCAUAUGAAGACUGUUGGGCUGCCCUUCAAUGGGUGGCUUCUCACAUUGACAAUUCGAGCAUGGAAAGAGAACCAUGGCUAGUUAGCCAUGGAAACUUCAAUAAACUCUAUGUAGGAGGGGAUAGUGCUGGUGCAAAUAUAGUGCACAAUGUUGUUUUGAGAGCUGGUGCUGAAAGCUUAUACGGGGAUGUCAAGAUCCUGGGUGCAUUUCUUACUCAGCCAUAUUUUUGGAGCUCAAAUUUAGCGUCUAAGGGUUGUGGCAAUCCCAGGGUGGAGACUUUGGCAACUGAGAUAUGGAUGUUUGCUUAUCCAUCUGCUCAAAGAGGAAUUGAUAAUCCAAUGAUAAACCCUUUGGCUGAUGGUGCACCUAGUUUGGCUAGACUAGGAUGUUCAAGGUUGUUGGUCAAUGUGGCUGAGAAAGACAUUCUUAGAAAUGGCGGAAUUCUUUAUGUAGAUGCUGUGAAGGAAAGUGGAUGGAAAGGUGAAAUAGAACUGUUGGAAGUGGAAGGAAAGGACCAUUCCUUUCAUAUUUUCAAUCCAGAGGAUAAGGAGGCAAAAAUUCAGAUGCAGGUUCUGGCUUCUUUUCUCAUGUAUUGAAUAUUUUGCUCUCACUCUUUAUUUUUUUCCUGUUAUAAUUCGAACUGCGUAAUGAUUCUUGGGCCAAUUCUUGAAUUUGCACUUGGUUUUUUGAGCUUCUAGUUUGCUGGGAAGAAUGCUAAGCAAAAGCAUUUUGUGCCUAAACAGAUGCCCAUUGGAACUAUGUUUCUUUACUCGUCUAUUUGUCCCAGGUUUCUGUUCAGAUUUGAUCCUUAUUUAACAUCUCAAAUCUUUGGAUCUUUGUUGCGUUCCUUUUGUCUAUUAUAUUGCAAACUAGUGAUAAAUCUCACUACUGUAAUCAAAGUCUAGUCUGUGGAUCAUUAGCUCACUUACUACUAUCAUAUUGCACUGGAUACUGGCUUCCCAAUCUCAAUAUGCCGCCAUCUUUUCCCUAUCAUCGCUCUUAUGUUUGAUAUUGGACCUGAUGUCUGUAUAAUUUGAUUGUUUUCACACUGAGAUCAGAAUACAAGUCAAAUAUCUGUAGACAAUUUGGAGUUCCAAUCUGCAACUA
Coffea arabica (coffee) is the source of this 1522-nucleotide messenger RNA. RefSeq names its product 2-hydroxyisoflavanone dehydratase-like. NCBI's taxonomy places the organism in Eukaryota, Viridiplantae, Streptophyta, Magnoliopsida, Gentianales, Rubiaceae. Gene Ontology annotation, molecular function: hydrolase activity. The record is from RefSeq and is a predicted model, not a curated record.